Daldinia decipiens is the source of this 3018-nucleotide messenger RNA. RefSeq names its product phosphatases II. Gene Ontology annotation, biological process: dephosphorylation. The transcript has 2 exons. The coding region runs from base 219 to 2696 and encodes 825 amino acids. Lineage: Eukaryota; Fungi; Ascomycota; Sordariomycetes; Xylariales; Hypoxylaceae. The record is from RefSeq and is a predicted model, not a curated record. Gene Ontology annotation, molecular function: phosphatase activity.
CAGCUGUAGUUUAUCUAAGCCUGUCCUCCCGUCGAGCUGUCGAGCUGUCAAGCUGUCAAGCUGUCAAGCUGUAAAGCUGUCAAGCUGUCAAGCUGAAUUCCAAGGCCUUGCGGGUUUUCGGGCACCUUCAAGUUUCCCUUCGCUGGGCAAAUGCGACAACAAGUCCCACCUCGCCUUUGACUGCUUCGAUGUAAAUCCACACUUGCAAAGCUUCCAAGAUGCAAGUCAAGAAGAUACCCAAUGUCGAUGCCAUCAGGGGCGGCGAGAGACACUCUGGCGAACUCCAUCUUACGGAACACCAUAUCAUAUUUUCCUUUCCUAGUACCCAACCAGAUGGAGCACCAAUACAACCGAGUGCAAUACAACCGAGCGCCUCAAAACCUCGCGAGGUUUAUAUCGCCUAUCCCAUAAUUGCCAACUGUAUCUUUCGACCGUGUCCUAGUGCGACCGGGCGCCCAUCCUCGAUACGGCUACGGUGUCGCGAUUUUAUGUUUAUAAACUUCAACUUCUCGGAUGAGGUACAGGGGCGGGAUGCGUUUGAAUACAUCCGGAACCGCACUUGUCGGCUCGGUUCGAUAGAAAAGCUAUACGCUUUCAGCUACCAACCCUUGAAGCUGGAGAAACCGUUCGACGGAUGGAACAUCUACGAUCCGAGAGUCGAGUUUCGACGGCAAGGGAUCAGCACCAAGUCUGUCGAUAGAGGAUGGAGGAUAUCCUUAAUAAAUAAGGAUUAUAAUUUCUCGCCGACCUACCCUGGCCUUCUCGUCGUUCCCUCUAAGAUAUCCGACAAUGUCAUCAAGUAUGCUGGCUCGUACCGAUCGAGGCAGCGCAUACCUGUCUUGACAUAUCUUCACUCCCUAAAUAAUUGCUCCAUCACGCGGAGUUCUCAGCCUAUGGUCGGGUUCAGGGGGAAUCGCAGCAUACAGGACGAGAAGCUGGUCAGCGCGUGCUUCUCCGCUUCGGCUACCGUUGAGUUUAAUGGAAUAGAAGCCCCAGUAGCGGACACGACGGAGCCCAGCCCAGCGUCCAGUCAUGCGGAUCUCCGAGAUACUUUGGAUACGGAAACUUCAGAAACCGAACGCCUCGAGGAUGAGCUCAUCGCGGGGGACGAGAGCAACUACGAUACGAAAACAGGAAAGCGGUUGGUAUAUGGCGCACAGCAGAGCAAUCUCAUCGUGGAUGCUCGACCAACCAUCAACGCAGUUGUAAUGCAGGCAAUGGGAAAGGGGUCGGAAAAUAUGGAAUACUACAAGUUCGCUAAGAAAGCCUAUCUGAAUAUCGAGAAUAUUCACGUCAUGAGAGAAUCUCUUAACACCGUUAUAGAGGCUUUGAAAGAUGGAGACAUCUCUCGCCUCCCUCCUAAUCGCGAACUGCUCGCGAAGAGCGGUUGGCUUAAACACAUUACCGGUAUACUCGACGGGUCGGCCCUGAUCGCACGCCAAGUUGGUAUAAGACACUCGCACGUCUUGAUCCACUGUUCGGACGGUUGGGACCGUACUAGCCAGCUAUCAGCCCUGUCGCAGCUGAUGCUAGAUCCUUACUACCGCACAAUCGAAGGGUUUAUCGUAUUAAUCGAGAAAGAUUGGUUAUCCUUUGGGCACAUGUUCCAACAACGUUCCGGCUUGCUCAACCACGAGAAGUGGUUUGCUGUAGAACGCGAUUCCCUGGCUGGUUCGGCGAUACAGCCCGGCGAGUCGGACGGCCGCGCGGGCGAAGCCUUCGAAAAUGCGCUCGCGAGCGCAAAGCGAUUCUUCAAGAACCGUAGCAGCGAAGCUAACGCAGAAUCGGACGGCGACGGUGUAGCAUCGCCAGCCGACGAUCCGUCGCAAGUCAAGAAACCGGCACCAGGUACGCCCGAAGCUAGCGAAGCCACUCGACCCAACGAGAUAUCCCCUGUUUUCCACCAAUUCCUCGACGCGACGUACCAGAUCUUGCGGCAGCAUCCUAAUCGUUUCGAGUUCAACGAGCGAUUCCUGCGGCGACUCCUCUACCACCUCUAUGCCGGACAGUACGGCACGUUCCUAUGGAAUAACGAGAAGUCCCGCAAAGACGCCCGAGCGAACGAGAGGACGAGGUCGGUAUGGGACUAUUUCCUAUCACGGAAACCAGAGUUUAUCAACCGAGACUAUGACGCGACGAUUGACGAUCGGCAAAGCGGCCGCGAGAGGCUCAUCUUCCCGAAACUUUCUGACGUGCGCUGGUGGCACCAGCUCUUUGGCAGGUCAGAUGCGGAGAUGAACGAGUACCUCGAUCUAGCUGCGGCGAGGGACGAGAGGCUCGGCAGCUACGCCCUAGGCACCACAACGCCAUCCAUGCCGGGUGGCUUCACGGGCUCUCCAAAUAGAUCGCCACGGCCGCCGCAAAGUCCCCAACCGCCAAGCUUACCUCUAAGCAAGAGCGUGCUUACAGGUGUGGAAUCCGCACACGAAGCACUUACGUCGGAGCAACGGGCGGUAACUAACCCGGCAAGUCUAAAACACAACGCCAGCGCCGACACGCCCAACGCGUUCACAACAAAUCUCGCUAAGAUUAGGGACGGGGUGGCCGGGCUAGAUAUAGGACGAGGCAUGUUCGGGGGUUCUAGCGCUGCGAGCGUCGGCGAAGACGCGAGCGUGAAAUCGGGCGAACAGGAGAUGGCGGAUAUGCCUACAGGGAGCGAGAGAGGGAGCGAGAAGGGGAGCACGGAAAUUGCGUGAUCGUGAGGUUUUCCUCCCUGGCCACAAUAUGGGCAUUAUUAUGGUGUGGCAUUGUAAGAGUUACUACUAGGCGCCCUACGAACGAGAAUUAACAAAAGAAGAUGCGAUACGCUAGUUACGUUGUAUGUUGAUGUCACGCAUAUAUACCUAUGUACAAGUAUUCGCUUGACGGUGUUGGCUCUUGGCUCUUGGAGGGUGUUCUGGUUUGGGCAAGAGGUUAGAUGGGGUAAGAGGUUUGUUAGUUGGUAUGAGACGAUGACGUGAUGGGGAUAAGGCAACCAACGUUGUUGAUGUUUAGAUCGGCCAUGGUCUAUCUACUGUA